Molecule: messenger RNA, 1124 nt
Organism: Solanum verrucosum
Lineage: Eukaryota; Viridiplantae; Streptophyta; Magnoliopsida; Solanales; Solanaceae
Product: inositol monophosphatase 1
Exons: 12
Coding region: 19-831 (270 amino acids)
Biological process (GO): phosphatidylinositol phosphate biosynthetic process; signal transduction; inositol metabolic process
Molecular function (GO): inositol monophosphate 1-phosphatase activity
Source: RefSeq, a predicted model, not a curated record
AAUAUAUUACAAUUGAAGAUGGCUCAAAAUGGUUCACUAGAAGAAUUCUUGGCUGUUGCAGUUGAUGCAGCUAAAAGAGCUGGAGAGAUAAUCCGCAAAGGAUUUCAUGAGACUAAGCAUGUGGUGCACAAAGGCCAGGUGGAUUUGGUCACGGAGACCGACAAGGCAUGUGAAGAUCUCAUAUUCAAUCAUCUCAAGCAACAUUUUCCGAGCCACAAGUUCAUUGGUGAAGAAACAGCGGCUGCUACUGGAGAUUUUGAGUUAACUGAUGAACCGACUUGGAUAGUUGAUCCGGUUGAUGGAACAACUAAUUUUGUGCAUGGGUUUCCUUCUGUCUGUGUCUCGAUUGGACUCACAAUUGGGAAGAUUCCAACAGUUGGCGUUGUUUAUGACCCAAUUAUUGACGAGCUUUUCACUGGAAUUGAUGGGAAGGGUGCGUAUCUUAAUGGGAAGCCUAUCAAAGUAUCUUCGCAGUUCGAACUUGUGAAGUCCCUCCUUGGCACAGAGGUCGGAACUACACGGGAUAACUUAACUGUAGAAACUACAACGAGGAGAAUCAAUAACCUGCUUUUCAAGGUUAGAUCACUCCGAAUGUGUGGUUCGUGUGCACUUGAUCUCUGUUGGGUGGCAUGUGGAAGGCUUGAACUCUUCUAUUUAAUUGGAUUCGGAGGCCCUUGGGACGUGGCUGGUGGUGCUGUAAUAGUGAAGGAAGCUGGAGGCGUCCUGUUUGAUCCAUCUGGUUCGGAAUUUGACAUCACAUCACAACGUGUAGCUGCCACGAACCCUCAUCUCAAGGAAGCGUUUAUCGAGGCCUUGCAGCUAUCUGAAUGAGUAUCAUAGGAGAUGGAAAGCGGACACUUCAGAACCAGUUAAGUUCUUUCAUUAUUGAACCUGAUAAAGCUCCAUCUUGUGGAUGUGAGCAUAUUAGGCCAAGAAAAUUUACUACUUGUCCUGCAUUACAAGUUCCAUUAUCGCUAGCUGAGAUAUUGCUACUGAUUUUCUUUUAGUAGCUACUGUAAUCUUGCUAUAUGGUCUAAGAAACUGUGUAAAGCUCAUGUGUGACCUACAAAAAUGUCUUCUUGUUUUGUUUGCAAGAAGCUGACAUUAAUAAUAGAACAUAUCUU